AUGGACGCGACAGUGUGGUCGGCAUCCACUGUUGAAGGCCGUGUGAGCCAGGCAUAUGCUGAGUAUGUGGCUGCAUGCAAGAGGAAUAAUGAGUCGGUCGUGCUAAUCCGGUGGCUUGCUAGUGUCACCAACAAGGUCGCUGCAGAGACAAAGACGCAGCACGAUCGGAUGCGGGCGGCAGUCUUCCUGUCUAUGGCAUGCUUGAGAAAGAACUUCAGUUCUUGUGGCCUGAUCCCAGAUGAGGAGUCGCUCCGGAAAGCUGCAUAUCACUGCGGGCUCUACUUCAAUGCGUUGUAUUGGCUGGCGGGCGAGGCUAUCCAGAAGAAACAACUCUUAUGGAAAUUUCGCCCAAAAUGUCAUCUGCUGGAGCACCUUUGUCUCGACCAUGCAAAGCUGCUCAACCCAAUGCAAACAUCGAACUACUCGGAAGAGGACAUGGUCGGCCGUAUCAAACGGCUGGCCGUCACAUGUCACCCUGCGCAGCUGGGCAAAACCUGUCUUCAGCGGUAUGCCUGGCAUGCCUGUGCGACGAUGGCUCAAGCCUUGGAUUUGCGAAUCGUUUCUCACUGGAAUCUCGAAACUCUCGCACCAGACGUCCGCGACUUGAUGAUCAACAUGGAGGUGUCGACGUUUGAGGCGCUGAGGAUGAUGUAUGCGAGCGCGGAGGCUGUACAGAAGAUGCGAGCCGAUCUUGGCCGAGCCCUUGAGCUGCAUGAGUGGUGGCAGGGUGGAUGGAUGGGAGCUUGCGAGUGGCUGCUGGAGAGGAGGGACAUCUGGGAGGGGUGGAUCUCUCUCAAGUCCAAGUGCUACGCUGGGCAGGGGAUGCAGGAGGAUGGGGUCUGGCUGACGAAACGGUCGCUGAAUGCGACUGUGACCUGCAGCUUGUGCCCAGCUGGGCGCUACUCGGCACUCCUGGAGGACGACCUUGGCGCCACGGCCGUGUGCCGCCCUUGCCGCCGGGGCACCAGCCAGAAGAAUGCCGGGUCCGUGAGCUGCGACGCCUGCGAGGAUGGCCACAAAGCGGACCAGGAGGAAGCGACUCACUGUCAGAAGUGCCCGCAAGGCCAGUAUCAGCCCGAGUUCGGCGCCACAAAAUGCCGAAGCUGUCAGGGAGGCAAGACCACCGCAGUGUUGGGUGCAAGCAGUGAGGGCGACUGCAUUUGCAGGACCGGCAGGUAUUUGUGGAAUGGCACGGAGUGCUUGUCUUGCCCGGAGGGCAUGGAUUGUCCUGGGGGCAGCGCCUUCCCGAUGCAGCUGUCGGGAUUCUGGGUGGAGCAUUCUUACGUCGAGGGCCUCAGCUACUUUUCGGUGUUCUCUUGCCGCGACGCCUCGCGAUGUCCAGCCGGUGAGCCUGGACAGUGUAAUGUUGGGCGCACGGGGCGCGCCUGUGCCGAUUGCUUUCGUGGCUAUGCCUCCGACGUGGACGGCUCCUGCAAGCCCUGCGAUGCUUUGUCUCUGUGGCCCUUCCUCCUGCUUCCGAUUGUGAUGCUGGGCUUGCUGCCGCUGCUAGUGGCAGCCAGCAUUCUCAUGAGCCGAGCGCGGCGGGUGGCCGUCAGCAUCUUUAUCGUUUGUGUGAUCUUCGGGCAGCUGGUGGUGUGCCUGCAGUCCCUCGAGGCCAUCUAUCAAUUCGAGAUCUCCUGGAUCGACCCCGCAAAGGCCGUUUUGUCCUCGCUGGCCAUCUUCAGUUUGGACAUCGAGUUCUCCUGCAUCUUGGACCCGCAAAGCCACGUCGUGGAGUACGGCUCGCAGCUCUUGGCCUACCCGGUGGUGCUGCUCGGGACCGUCGGCUUCUGGCUACUCGCCAGGUGGGUCAAGCGGCCGAUCAGUUUCAACUCCUUCCUAAACCUACACGGCGUGCUGCUGGUGGCACUGCUGACGGCCAUGUCCCUCACCGUGAUGCGGCCCUUCCAGUGCCGGCCAAACCCCAACGGCCUGCAUACGAUGUCCACGCGCACGGACGUCAUCUGCUGGAGCCCGGAGCAUGGGCCUUUGGUGGUGCUGGCCUCUUUGGGCAUCCUCGCCUACCCCGUGGCUAUCCUCUCCACCAUCGCCUUCCUGACGUGGAAGUAUCCUACUUGGCUUCGGUCGGGCGGAGGCCUGGAGGUGCUGGAGAAGUACAAGUUCCUCUUCGGCCGCUUCCGACCCGAGCGCUACUACUACGCUCUGCUGCUUUCCGCGCACAACAUGGUGGUGGCCUUGAUCCCCGCAGCUUUGGUGGCGGCACCCGCGCUGCAGGUGGGCAUCAUGGGUAUCGUCAUCUGCAUGAAGCUCACUGCGCAAAGCUUGCUUUGGCCGUGGCGCAUCGACGUGGCCAACUACAACGACCUGGUCCUCUCCACUGCACUGCUGAUCCUGUUGCUCCUGGCAUCUCCACUGCUGCGCCUGAACCAGACGGACACCAGCUUCCUCGUAGCGGUGCUGCUCGCUUGCGUGCUCUGCAUCUUGCCUUUGGCGGCGCUCUUCACAGCCGGCCUGGCCGUCACCGUGCGUUUGCGACCCCAGAGCAAGUACGAUGCCUUCCUCUGCCACCACAAGGCAGGUGCCGGGGCCCUGUGCCGCUUCUUCAAGCUCAUCGUGCACAAGUACGGCCGCAUGAACAUCUUCCUGGACUCCGACGAGCUUGACGACCUCGCCCGCAUCUUCGAGAUCGUCAGUUCCGACACCCGCUGUGUCGUGGCCGUGCUCACGCCCGAGCUGCUGCAGCGCAUGUGGUGUGCAGGGGAGAUGACGAGUGCCCGGAAGUACGGCAUCCCCAUCAUCCCACUCUACUGCGACGGCUUCGCCUUCCCGGACGAAGACUGCAUCAACAAGAUCGAGUCCGUGUGGACCGAGGAGCAACAAUACACCUUGACGAGCCACGGCAUCGCCAUGGAGGACAUCAAGGCCACCUACCGGCACAUCAGCACGCUGGAGGGCUACGCCCUGAGCCGUCACAGCAGCCUGGAGGAGCAGGAACGCCUGGUGCUGGACGUGGCAGCCGCCGUGCUGCGAGGCACUCGGCGGGCGGACGUGGCGCCGCAGGGCUCCGUGAGCAGCGCGCGCAUCCUGCUCUGCUCCACCGAGCGGGAGCCAGAGGCCAUCUCCACCGUGCUGAUCCUGCAGCAGAUGGUGCAGCAGCAGCUCCGCAUCGCCACCUUUCGCGUUCGGAGUUUGAAGGACAUCGCGGCGGCCAGCAGCGCCUCCUUCGCGCUGGUCUUGUUGAGCCAGGGGGUCCUCGAGGAUCCUGACUUCGCGCUCCAGAUCGGGCAGAUGCGAGCACAGGGCCUGAGCUUUGUCCCCGUGAAUGACGGCACCUUCCAGUUCCCGCCAUCGGACUUCUACAUGCAGGUGGAGGAGGGCGGCGUGGCCGGGCUCGGGCCAAAUGCCGGGCGCAGCUUGGCAAAGGCCUACCAGGCGCUGCUGGGCAUCCUCGCGCUGCCCCUGACGCCCCACGCCUCCAGCGGAAUCCUCGAGAGGCGCGGUGCACAGCUUUUCCGCUUGACAUGA
Molecule: messenger RNA, 3486 nt
Organism: Symbiodinium sp. CCMP2592
Lineage: Eukaryota; Dinophyceae; Suessiales; Symbiodiniaceae
Source: the annotation of a GenBank genome assembly